AACUUUUUAACUGUCAACGUCACGUCUACUUGGUGUGUUUGUUGAAUGCUGAAUUUUUCAUAUUUAUCACACAAAACCUAUACAACACUCAGUGCCCUCCUUAGAAGAAUGGGGAAUAGAAAACGAAACCGUAAUGUCAAUAAAUUCGCACAGCGAAAACGGGACAAGAAGGAACAGGAGAAAAACCCUCAAGCAAAGCCAGAAGGUGAUACACGUAAGCACUAUGAAGAUAUAGUCCGAGAAAACGCUACUUUCGAAGAAUAUUACAAGGGUCAAAAAGUAUGCCCUGAAGAAGAAUGGCCAGCAUUCAUGAAGGCACUUAAGGAAAAUCUGCCCACCGCAUUCCGGAUAACUGGCUCCAAAUGUGAGGCUGACGCACUGAUGAACAUUGUGAAGAGUGAAUACUUCUCGGAGCUGCUCAAUGUCAAGCUGAAGACCGAGGGAGAGGAGGAAGAGGAAAUCAAACCUAUGAAUUUGCCUUGGUACCCAAAUGGCUUGGCAUGGCAGCUGCGCCUGUCCAGAACAGACAUCCGUCGCAGCGAGCCCCUCUACAAGCUGCAUAACUUCCUGGUAGCGGAGACGGCUGCAGGCGGUGUGUCCCGUCAGGAAGCUGUCUCCAUGAUACCACCUGUUGUGCUGGAUGUACAGCCACAUCACAAAGUACUGGACAUGUGUGCAGCCCCUGGUUCUAAGACAGCUCAGCUGAUUGAGUUCCUACAUGCAGAUGAGGAUAAAAUGCCAACAGGCUUCGUGAUGGCGAAUGACGUGGACAACAGCCGCUGCUACAUGCUGGUGCACCAGGCCAAGAGACUCAACUCGCCCUGCAUCGUCAUCACAAACCACGACUCUGCUGUCAUGCCCAACAUACAAGUCACGGACCCCAAGAACCCAGAAUCCACUGUCCCGCUGAAGUUCGACCGGAUCCUGUGUGACGUGCCGUGCUCCGGGGAUGCGACGCUGCGGAAGAAUCCCGACAUCUGGCUCAAAUGGUCCACGGGCAACGGGAACAACCUACACGGCAUCCAAUACCGCGUGCUGAAGCGCGGCUGCGAGCUGCUGGCCUCGGGCGGGCGCCUCGUGUACUCCACCUGCUCGUUCAACCCCGUCGAGAACGAGGCCGUCAUACACAGGAUGCUGGCCGAGGCCGGCGGCAGCAUCGCCCUAGUGGACGUCCGGGCCUCGCUCACCGGACUGAAGUCACACCCAGGCAUGACGCAUUGGCGGCCGGCGUCAAAAGACAUGGUGUUCUACGACAAGUACGAGGAGGUCCCGGAGAAGUGGCAGACCGUGGUGCGCCCGCAGAUGUUCCCGCCCCAGCCUGAGGACCUGGACAAAUUCCACCUGGACAGAUGCAUUCGAAUCCUGCCCCACCACCAAGACACGGGUGGUUUCUUCGUGGCCGUGCUCGAGAAGACGGCGCCGCUCCCGUGGGAGAAGGACCGCGAGACGGAGCAGCCCCAGGAGAGAGAGAGAAAGGAGGAGAAGCCGCCGGCCAAGAGGAGGCGCAUGGGCGGCUACAGGGAGGACCCGUUUGUGUUCUUCAAGGGGGAUGAUGAGGAUGUGUUCCCGUCGAUUAAGGAGUUCUAUGAUCUGAGCGCGGAGUUUGAUUCCAAGUGUUUGCUGACCAGAUGUCACGUGGGCAAGAAGAAGAACAUCUACCUGGUGUCCCCGGUAGUGCGCGACGUGGUGCGCCGCAACGAGAACAGCAUCAAGAUCAUCAACACCGGCGUCAAGACCUUCGUGCGCUGCGACAAUAAGAACAUGACCUGCGCCUUCAGGCUAUCCCAGGAAGGGCUGGCCAGUGUGGCCCCGUUCAUCGGGCCGCGGCGCCGCGUGCGCAUCCUCAAGGAGGACUUGGUGCUGGUGCUGCAGAACGACAACCCCAGCAGCCCCCCGGACCUCAAGCUCUUCAGCGAGCACGCGCAGGCGCAGCUCAAGGAUCUCGCAACCGGCAGUUGUAUCCUGCAGUACCAGGCCCCGGGGUCGAGCCUGCGCCUCGCGCUGGUGGGCUGGCGCGGCGUGCACUCGCUGCGCGCCUACACCGCCACGCCCGACACCGUGCACUACCUGCGCCUGCUCGGGGCUGACUUUAGCAAAUAUGAUGUAAAUAAGUUUAAGAAGGCGUCAGAUGUACCAGAGGGUGACGUCGACGCGACAGAGACAUCAGAAGCGAUGGAAGUGACAGCGGCGACCGAGGCGCCAUCAGAGACGGGCGAGGCUAAUGGCUCCGACAAGUUAUAGCGUUAAGUAUGUACUAUAAUGUUAUUAUUCUUUAAUAAAUGACAUUUGUAAACAUUA
Cydia fagiglandana is the source of this 2298-nucleotide messenger RNA. RefSeq names its product tRNA (cytosine(34)-C(5))-methyltransferase (gene Nsun2). The transcript has 14 exons. NCBI's taxonomy places the organism in Eukaryota, Metazoa, Arthropoda, Insecta, Lepidoptera, Tortricidae. The record is from RefSeq and is a predicted model, not a curated record. Bases 46 to 2241 code for a protein of 731 amino acids. Gene Ontology annotation, biological process: tRNA methylation. Gene Ontology annotation, molecular function: tRNA (cytidine-N5)-methyltransferase activity; tRNA binding. Gene Ontology annotation, cellular component: nucleus; cytoplasm.